AGCGCCGCGGGGGCGCUGAGGGAGGGAGGCCGGCGGGGGGGAGGCAGCGAGGCCGCCCCCCGGUGCACCCCCGGCGGGUCGCUGGCGGCGGAGGGGCCGCGGCAUCCGUCCGCGCUCGCUGCCCCCGUGCGGAGCCCGAAGCAGCCUCGCCGCCUCCUCCUCCUCUUCCUCCUCCUCCUCCUCCUCAUCCUCGUCCUCCUUCUCUUCCUCCACCGCGGCGGCGGCGGCGGCCCGCGGGUGACAUGCAGUCCCUCAUCUCUCCGGUGACCAAGGCUAUCCUGGUGGCUUUGUUCAUCUUCGCCAUCCUGCUGAUCCUCUACGUGAUCCUGUGGUACAUCUGCCGCGAUGUGGAUUGCGACCACGGCAUCUGAGCGGCGGCGCGGGGACAGGGCUUAGGAGACGGAUUCACCCCGCGGGGGCCGGCAGCGGGAGCCGCCGCCGGAGCGAGGGGAAGGAGGAAAAGGAAGAAGGAAAAAAAAAUAAUAAAAAGAAAAAAAAAAUAAAAUAAACGGACCGAGCCGAGCCGCCGCCAGAGCCUGGAGGACGACUGCGACCGAGCAGCCAGCCUGAGCCUGACCUUCAGAGAGCAGCGUGACCCGGUACUCAUUAAUGAGUGAAGGAUCAAAAGGUGGGACGGUGGCCAAGAAGCAAUGGAGAAUAAAAGUUUAGAAGGUUCCCCAUCAGACCUAAAGUUAGUGGCUCAUCCGAGAGCAAAGAGUAAAGUGUGGAAGUACUUUGGUUUUGAUACCAAUGCAGAAGGAUGCAUAUUACAGUGGAAGAAGAUCUACUGCCGUAUUUGCAUGGCGCAGAUCGCCUAUUCAGGGAACACGUCCAACCUUUCCUACCACCUCGAGAAAAACCACCCCGACGAAUUCUGUGAGUUUGUAAAAAGCAACACCGAGCAGAUGAGGGAGGCCUUUGCUACCGCCUUUUCAAAAAUCAAGCCAGAAUCAUCGCAGCAGGUUGUUCAGGACAGUCUCAUCAUGAAGACCUACCAGAACUACGAAAACAAAAAGCAUCAGGAACUGACGUCCGCAGUCAUCAGCUUGAUCUGUGAGGGCAUGUAUCCCGCCUCCAUCGUCGAUGAGCCCACCUUCAAGGCCCUCUUGAGAACAGCUGAUCCCAGGUAUGAACUUCCUAGCCGGAAGUAUUUCUGUACAAAAGCUAUUCCUGAAAAAUACAACGCCAUUAGAGAAAUCGUCUUAAAGGAGCUCACCGACGUUCUGUGGUGCGGCAUAUCCACGGACAUGUGGAGGAGCGAAAACCAGAACAGGUCGUACGUAACCGUCGCGGUUCACUUUCUCAGCAGCAGUCCUUCAAACUGCCUGGCGGUUAACUCACGGUGCUUAAAAACGUUUGAAGUACCAGAGGAUAAUACUGCAGAGACUAUCACCCGAGUCCUUUACGAAACGUUCAUCGAAUGGGGAAUCAAUACAAAAGUCUUUGGUGCUACGACAGAUUACAGUAAAGACAUUGUGAAAGCUUGCUCUCUCCUAGAUAUUCCAGUGCAGAUGCCUUGCUUGGGGCACACUUUCAAUGCCGGAAUACAACAAGCUUUUCAGCUCCCGAAGCUCUGCGGCCUUCUUGCCAGGUGCCGAAAACUGGUGGAGUAUUUUCAGCAGUCUACCAUGGCCAUGUAUAUGCUGAGCGAGAAGCAGAAGCAGCAGAAUAUUCUCCACUGCAUGCUGGUGAGCGAUCGCGUUUCCUGGUGGGGCAGCACGCUCGCCAUGUUGCAGCGCCUCAAGGAGCAGCAGUUCGUCAUCGCCGCCGUUCUCGUGGAGGACAGCAACAACCACCACCUCAUGCUGGAGGCCAGCGAGUGGAACACAAUCGAAGGGCUGGUGGAGCUGCUGCAGCCUUUCAAGCAGGUUGCAGAGAUGAUGUCCGCUUCCAAGUACCCAACGAUCAGUAUGGUGAAGCCGCUUCUCCACAUGCUUCUGAAUACCACCCUGAACAUCAAAGAGAACGAUCUGAAAGAAAUCAGCAUGGCGAAGGAGGUAAUAGCGAAGGAGCUGUCAACCACCUACCAGCACACCCCGGAAAUAGACAUGUUCCUCAACGUUGCCACUUUCCUGGAUCCUCGCUACAAAAAACUGCCUUUUCUUUCAGCCUUUGAGCGGCAGCAGGUGGAAAACAGAGUGGUGGAAGAAGCAAAAAGCCUGCUGGAGAAAGUCAAAGAGAACACCUUUCGGACUGAAGAAAAGUUCUUUGCGGUUUCGGAAGAGCCCCCGGUGAAAAAAAUAAUUAUCUCCUCCACUCCUCCUCCUACUAGCGUGAUCAACAACAUGCUUGCAGAGAUCUUCUGCCAGACGGGAGGUGUGGAAGACCAAGAGGAAUGGCACGCUCAGAUUGUUGAGGAGUUGAGCAACUUUAAGUCACAAAAGGUCCUUGGUUUGAAUGAAGACCCGCUAAAGUGGUGGUCUGACAGACUAGCGCUGUUUCCAGUUUUACCAAAGGUUCUCCAAAAAUACUGGUGUAUUCUGGCCACAAGGGUCUUUCCCGAACGCCUUUUUGGUUCCUCUGCUAACGUUGUCAGUGCAAAGAGAAACCGGUUAGCCCCAGCGCACGUGGACGAGCAGAUCUUUUUGUAUGAAAACACUCGGAAUGGGUCCGAGGCAGAACCGGAGGAUGAAGAUGAAGGAGAAUGGGGUUUGGAACAGGAACAGAUUUUUAAUUUAAAUGACUCGGUAAACGUAAACAACAAUUUCUUUAAUAUCCGAGACAGUGGGUUUGUUUAACAGGACUACUGUGGUACAUUUAAUAACAAAGAAAAAGGUAUUUGUCUUAAGUUACCAAAAAUACUUCUGUUUAUGCUAUGAAUGCUGUAAAUAUUGAACAGUUGUAACAAACUUGAUUUAGCUUCCAUUGUCUAUGUUUUUCCCACUGUCUUAAAACAUGAAUGAGUUGUGAUUAAACAGCACUGAAAUGAAUGAGGAAAUAAAUGCUACAAAGACCGUGAUUUCUGACUGUGGCCCAGAUCUCAGAGAGCACUUAGCCCUGUGCUUCCUUUCCGCUUGCUUCAGUGGGAGAGAAACACAUGCUUAUGUGCUGUCUGUAAUGAAAAUAUUUUUCCUGAAUCAAGACCCUGAGCAAGGGACUUUUUAAGUUCUAUGCCUCCAAUUAUAAAUCCCACGUGACUUAGGGCGUUAGCUUUAAAUUUUGGAUUUUAAAAUGUUAUUCUUAAAUUCCAUAAAUCAGAGCAGCAAAGACUUUUAGAGUAUGUCGAUGCUAUAGAAUGAAAAAAAGAUCUUGAGCCUGAUUUUCUUUUUCACUACCUCAUAUCUUAGGCCUGGUCUGUGCUAGAAAAGAUCAGCUGGUGUAAUUCUGUCAGUUAGGGGACUAUGUUACUAUUUUCACCGGUGUCGCGCUGGCAUAGGCCGUAGUGUGGAUGCACCUCCACUGGGGCAAUUUAUUUGGCUUUCCAGUGCGGUAUAAAUGGUAUAAACGCUUCCGAAAUGGUAUUGCUGUGUCCACAUCAGUCAGGUUUUACCGUGGAGCUGUCGCAGCUAAAUGGCAAAGCCCCGUUUUGUCCAGGCGAGCCCUGGUAGCACGCGGGGCGCUGGUGGGCGGCAGCCUACACCCGGGGAGCAGAGCAGCGAAGGCAGGAGGCGUGCCAGGGCCACGGGUCUAACUCUGUGUGUGUGUGUUAUAAAGUGCUUAACCUUUUAAUUUAAGUGGGCACUUUGCCCAGGGUAGCUAGGAAGUUUUGUUGGUGAGAAAAGCAGAAUAAAAAGCUUUAAUAAUUAUGUAAAUAUAUUUAAAAGAGGGCGACCCCUCCGUUUCCCUACAUGUAUCCGGUGAGUCUUUAGGAUAUUUUCUUGUUACGUUAGCACUUAAAGACUUUUUUUUUUUUUUCCUCCUGUCUCUUUUUUUUUUGUUUCAGUUUGUAGAGUGGACUUUAGUCUGGUCCAGUCAAAUGUUUGAGUACUGUUUCCGAUUAGUUGUUGUGUAUUGCAAUUGUUUCCUUUGUGUCUCUAGGCCUAAAGUUUUCAGCCCUUUUGAGAACUUGGUAAAAAAAAAAAAAAGGAAAGAAAAAAGGAAAAAAAUCCAACAACCAAAACCCCACAUUUUUUAGGAAAUACUGCAGGUCAUAAAUACGAUGCUAGUUCACACGUGGCACUGAGUGGGGUGGCAGCCAGCGUUUCUUUGUGCGGCGUGGAGGAGGAAUCUUGUGUCUGCCCAGUGACAGUCGAGGGUUGAUGUUUUUUUGUGGCAGGCAUCUCGCCCCCCACUCAAAAUCUCCCAGCUUGAGUUGUUCUGGGAGGGUCACUCUCACCUACUCAGCUGCCAGCCCUUCCCAUCUGUCCAUAAAGGAGUCAAAAAAUUAAGUGAGGCAAAUUCUGGAGCUCUCUGCCCAGCUGCAAAGAGCGGACUCCGACCCGCUCUCUGGCGGUGGUCUCGAUGACCAUGCUGCUAGAAACGUGCGAGGUGUCUAGGGAUGGGAAAGGCCACGGCUGAUAUAGCACGUUUGUGUAAGCAUGGCCUUUCUGGAGAGAGGCCAGUGUGGAAGACUGGUCAUAACCAUUACCGGGGAAGAAGUCUUGAUUUUGUUGUCCCUGUAGCAUCCACAGACUUGUAGAGAGGGCCUGGCCAGAAGGAACGUGUGAAAACGGGAAUGGUGCUGGAACUGAAUCUGCUACCAUACCGCUUGUUUAUGUGCUGGUCUGGUAGUUUUUGCAGGUGUCAGACCUCCAUGCAUGGCAGGAAGGGGUGUGUGGAUGCGCUGCAGAGGCGUCUGCGAUUGCCCAAGAUGCAGCGCGAAGGCAGUCCACGAGGCCUGCAAAGUCGAGUCGAGGAAGGGAGCAAGGUGCAGAAAUGGUUUUAAGGCCCUGUGAGCACCUGCCGUGCCCAUUUUCACCACCAUCUGCUGCCAGGGAGCUGCAGGACGCCAGCGUGAGGCACGUGCAUCGCCCUCGAUGCCAGGGGCUGCAGGACGAGCCUGGGGCAGCGCUUCAUCCCCCUGGGGCAGAAGGCACGCAGCGAGGCUUAUGGCUUGGCUCGCUCCUUGCCCAGCUGUGCCGAGAGCAGUGCGAUGCACUGUUCUCUCCCUCCUAGUUUCCCUUAGUUAUAUAGAUAUUUUUUUGGUAUCCAAAAUAAAGGUGUAGUUGGUUCAAUUGAGAAGUCUUGGCAUUCUCUUAAAAAUAAAAAAAGGGGGGUAGGGGAAAAACAAAGCCAUUGUUAGUUCUACCCGUUGUUUGUGAGAUUUUUAUUUAAUGUUCGAAGCUUGGAAUAUUGUUAAAUAAACCAGAAAAAUAAGUUAGUUACUAGA
This is a messenger RNA of Cygnus atratus (black swan), 5269 nucleotides long. It is a transcript of the gene ZBED1, whose product is annotated as zinc finger BED-type containing 1. Gene Ontology annotation, molecular function: DNA binding; protein dimerization activity. The coding region runs from base 651 to 2738 and encodes 695 amino acids. Lineage: Eukaryota; Metazoa; Chordata; Aves; Anseriformes; Anatidae. The transcript has 2 exons. Gene Ontology annotation, biological process: regulation of transcription by RNA polymerase II. Gene Ontology annotation, cellular component: nucleus. The record is from RefSeq and is a predicted model, not a curated record.